Molecule: messenger RNA, 8066 nt
Organism: Oncorhynchus mykiss (rainbow trout)
Lineage: Eukaryota; Metazoa; Chordata; Actinopteri; Salmoniformes; Salmonidae
Source: RefSeq, a predicted model, not a curated record
GGACCUGACUCUUGUUUACAGCAGUGAUUCUACGGACUAGACCGAGAACGAGGGCAAGUGAUAGGAUAGCUGCUUACUGGAGCUGUAGGAGAAAACGAAAAAAUACACAUCAUCAACCAUACACGGCUCACAGGACAUAACGGAAGCUUGAGUUUGGUGCAAGUAUAGCAUACUCCACUCCAACGGAAGCCCGAUAGUCUACUCUCGCGUGGCAUAACUAUUUUUUUUCAGCUGCAAAGGAGCCGACUGACUGCGUUAACCUUGAAGACAGAAAGCGCAGGGGGGAGAAAAAGGGGGUGCGAUUGGUGAAACCAUUUAUGUUCUGGCGGAUAUUUUGGAUUGCGUCUUGUUGGGAGGGUUUUAUUGAGCAGAGUUACGUUUUCAUUCAUUUCCCAUCUCAGCCUCCACCCUAGACUCUAUUGUUAAUGUCCAUCACUCAGACGGAAAUUAAUGACAGAAGAUCGGAAGACUCUUCGGUCUACAAGUGAAUCUCGUUCGAUUGCCAGUCAUAAAAGCCAUUACUGAUGUUUCAAGAGAUGGAGACUGAGGAUGCGGAUUACUGUCAUAUGUCGAGUAAAAUCAGUGGCACGGAUGUCUGUUUUGCCAGCCACCCUUGAAUCAUUCUGUCUUUGGCAAGAAUAACGAAUUGUUUUAAUUUAUUUCAUCUUAUAUAUAUAUUUUUUAUAAUACCCCUAUACACAAAACCCUGAGACUUGGAACAAGAGUAGCCUAUCCUCUAAACACGAAUUUGUAUCAACCUGUCAAACAGUGCAUUUUACUUUUUGUGAUCUUGGUGGCAUCAUCUCCCUUUUCCACUUUUUUGGAAUUAAGUUAUUUGCUUUUUAGUGAGGUUAAUAAUUGAUCAGGAAUGAGAUCUGGGACAGAGAGGAAUAAUUCGACCUUGUUUUGGGGUCUGAUGCUGUCUGUCUCCGCUAUCUGCCUGUUGUCCGCAAAUGGAAAAAUCUGUGGUCUAAGUAUCGACAUCCGUAAUGACAUCAGUGAGUUCAAGAGUCUGGAGAACUGCACGGUGGUGGAGGGCUACCUGCAGAUCCUGCUCAUCGGAGAAAAGACCAACAACCUCAACCAGGAGCUCUUCCGCUCCCUCAGCUUCCCCAAGCUGACCGUCAUCACCGACUACCUGCUCCUGUUCCGCGUGUCCGGCCUGGACAGCCUCAGCACGCUCUUCCCCAACCUCAACGUCAUCCGCGGACGCAACCUCUUCUACAACUACGCCCUGGUGAUCUUCGAGAUGACCAGUCUGAAGGACAUUGGCCUGUACAACCUGAGGAACAUCACACGAGGGGCCAUCCGGAUCGAGAAGAACCCUGAGCUCUGCUACCUGGACUCUGUGGACUGGUCUCUCAUCAUGGACGCAGAGUUCAACAACUUCAUCGCGGGGAACAAGCAGUCCAAGGAGUGUGGUGACGUGUGUCCAGGCAUCAUGGAGGACAACGCUCAGUGCAUCAAGACCAGCUUUAACGGCAACUUUAACUCUCGCUGCUGGACAUCCAACCACUGCCAGAAAGUGUGCCCAGAGAAGAAGUGUGAGCGGAGGGCAUGUACGGACGGUGGUGAAUGUUGCCAUGCCCAGUGCCUGGGAAGCUGUACAGAGCCGGACGACGACAUGGCCUGCGCAGCCUGCCUGCACUACUACCACGAGGGCCGCUGCGUGCAGCACUGCCCCCCAGACACUUACAAGUUUGAGGGCUGGCGCUGCAUCACCAUGGACCUGUGUGCCCGCGUGCACCUGCCCAGCGACUUUGACUUUGUCAUUCACGAAGGAGAGUGCAUGCCUGAGUGUCCAUCAGGCUUUACACGCAAUGAGAGCAAUAGUAUGUUCUGCAGUGCCUGUGAUGGCCUGUGUGAUAAGAUCUGUGACUCCAAGACCAUCGACUCAGUGGAUGCUGCUCAGUCUCUAAUGGGCUGUACAGUCAUCAAAGGCAACCUGCACAUCAACAUCCGCCGUGGCAAUAACAUCGCUUCAGAGCUGGAAAGCUUCAUGGGGCUGAUCCAGACAGUGACAGGCUAUGUGAGGAUCCGCCACUCCCACACGCUAGGCUCGCUCUCCUUCCUCAAGAGCCUGCGCUACAUCAACGGGGAGGAGCUCAUGGAAGGGAUGUAUGCUUUCUCUGCCAUCGACAACCAGCGCCUGCAGUACCUGUGGGACUGGACCCAACACAACCUGACCAUCAGGGCUGGGAGGCUGUCCUUCCGCUUCAACCCCAAACUCUGCAUGUCUGAGAUACACAAGAUGUGGGAGAAGACGGGAAUCACUGAGAAGUUUGAGGAGGACGAUUUCCGCAACAAUGGGGACAGAGCCAGCUGUGAGAGCCACAUCCUGAAGUUCAAGUCCAACAGCACGGUGAGUAACCGGAUCAAGCUGACCUGGGAGCGCUACAGACCACCAGACUACAGAGACCUCAUCAGCUUCAUUGUCUACUACAAGGAGGCACCGCACCAAAACAUCACAGAGUUUGAUGGCCAGGAUGGGUGUGGCUCCAACAGUUGGAACAUGGUUGACGUGGACCUGCCUCAGGACAAAGAGAUAGACCCUGGUGUGUUGCUGUCCCCACUCAAGCCCUGGACCCAGUACGCCAUCUUUGUCAAGGCCAUCACCCUGGUGGUGGAGGACAAACACAUCCCGGGAGCCAAGAGUGACGUGGUCUACAUACGUACCAGACCCUCAGAGCCGUCUAUGCCAAUGGAUGCCCGUGCGUAUGCCAACUCGUCCUCCAAGCUGGUGGUGAAAUGGUCACCUCCCCUCAACCCUAACGGCAAUCUCACUUUUUAUCUGGUCCGCUGGCAGCAGCAAGCUGAAGACAGGGAGUUGUACCAACACAACUACUGCUCCAAAGAGCUGAAGAUCCCCAUCAGGAUAUCAGCCACGGGGUUGGCAGACAUGGAGGAGGACACCAAGCCCACCAAGUCUGACCUGUCUGGGGGGGAUAAGGGCCCUUGCUGCCCCUGCCCCAAGACCAAGGAGGACCUGAAGGCAGAGAUAGACGACGCCUCCUACCGCAAAGUCUUUGAGAACUUCCUGCACAAUUCUAUCUUCACCCCCAGACCCCCAGACCGGCGACGUAGGGAUCUAUUUGGUGUCGCUAACAGCACCCUGGCACGGGGUGGCAACACCACAGGCCUGGAGGGUAAUAGGACAGAAGGAGAGCCCCCUGAGAGGGAGUUCCCCUUCAUGGAGGACCGGAGCAAGACAGAGUUUAUCGAGAUCCCCAACCUGCAGCCCUUCACUGUGUACCGCAUCGACAUCCACGCAUGCAACCAGGAGGUCCGUCGCUGCAGUGCUGGAGCCUUCGUCUUCUCCAGGACCAAACCUGCAGACAAAGCGGAUGACAUGCCAGGCAGCGUGAUCCAGGAGAGGGAUGAGAAGGUGGAGGGGUCGGUGCUGCUGAGGUGGCCAGAGCCUGUCAACCCCAAUGGCCUCAUCCUGAUGUAUGAGAUCAAGUUCCGCCAGGGCACCGAGCCUGAGAAACACGAGUGUGUGUCACGCCAGCACUACCGUGUUCACAAAGGAACUCGUCUGACCAACCUGGGCUAUGGGAACUACUCUGCCCGCGUGCGUGCCACCUCCCUGGCAGGAAAUGGGUCCUGGACUGAGCCAGUGUCCUUCUACGUGCCCCCACCCAAACGGGACUAUGACAACGCAUUCUAUCUGGUCAUCAUCAUCCCCAUCAUCGUGAUAAUUCUCAUCGCCAGCCUCAUCACUGUACUCUUCUUUAUCAACAAAAAGAGGAACAGUGACAGGCUGGGGAAUGGUGUCCUCUAUGCUUCUGUCAACCCUGAGUACUUCAGUGCUGCCGAGAUGUAUGUUCCAGACGAGUGGGAGGUGGCCAGGGAGAAAAUCACCAUGCACAAGGAGUUGGGCCAGGGUUCCUUCGGCAUGGUGUAUGAGGGCCUGGCUAAGGGCGUGGUUAAGGACGAGCCUGAGACCCGCGUGGCCAUCAAGACAGUCAACGAGUCAGCCAGCAUGAGGGAGAGGAUCGAGUUCCUCAAUGAGGCCUCUGUCAUGAAGGAGUUCAACUGUCACCACGUGGUGCGUCUGCUGGGCGUGGUCUCUCAGGGCCAGCCCACCUUGGUGAUAAUGGAGCUGAUGACCCGUGGAGACCUGAAGAGCCACCUGCGAUCACUCCGGAAAGAGGUCUCUGCCUCUCUGCCACAGAACACAUCCAGCCAGGUUCUGCCCCCGCUGAAGAAGAUGAUCCAGAUGGCAGGAGAGAUUGCGGACGGCAUGGCAUACCUCAACGCCAACAAGUUUGUCCACAGAGACCUGGCUGCCAGGAACUGCAUGGUGGCAGAGGACUUCACCGUCAAGAUCGGAGACUUUGGCAUGACGCGAGACAUCUACGAGACGGAUUACUAUCGGAAAGGAGGAAAAGGCCUUCUGCCGGUCCGCUGGAUGUCUCCAGAGUCGCUGAAAGAUGGCGUGUUCACCACAAAUUCUGAUGUCUGGUCGUUUGGGGUGGUGUUGUGGGAGAUUGCCACCUUGUCUGAGCAGCCGUACCAGGGCAUGUCCAACGAGCAGGUGCUGCGUUUCGUCAUGGAGGGAGGACUCCUGGACAAGCCUGACAACUGCCCUGACAUGCUGUUUGAACUGAUGCGGAUGUGCUGGCAAUACAACCCCAAGAUGCGUCCCUCCUUCCUGGAGAUCAUCAACAGCCUCAAGGAGGAGCUGGAGCCUCCGUUCAGUGAGAUGAGUUUCUUCUUCAGCAAGGAGAACAAGCCCCCGGACACUGAGGAGCUGGACAUGGAGGUGGAGAACAUGGAGAAUGUGCCACUGGACCCUGCACCCAGCAGACCCCCCACUGCCGUCCCUCAGCCCUCCCAGGGACCUAUGGGGGCCACACGGGGCUCAGCGCCCCCUCCUCCCCAGCAGUUAUCUCCAAUACAAGGCCCUUCUAGUACCCUGAUGGGACCUGGCUCCCCCUCCACCUCAGCCCCUGCUGCCUCUGCCUCAGCCUCCCCAAGCCUGGCUUUGGACAAGCAUUCAGCACAGGUAUCGGCCAACGGGCCAGUGGUAGUGCUACGGCCCAACUUUGAGGACACGCAGAACUACGCUCACAUGAACGGGGGACGCAAGAACGAGCGGGCGCUGCCACUGCCCCAGUCUUCAGCCUGCUGAUCCCAAGCCCCCCUCCUCUCCCCUCAGCCAGAUCACCCUUCUCCGCCUCCUCUUCUCAGACAGGGUAACAUAAACUUCUCCUCCGCUUUAGUUCUAAUGGGGGGAUGGAUGAAUAACUGACAGACAUUAUACUACUCUACUGCAGUAGGAGUCUUUUCUUUAAAAAAUGAAAUAUUAACAAGAUGUAUGAUUGAAUCCCGAGACUGAGAAAGAGUACAGAAACCUGUUAAAGCAUUUGGAGCAUGGUGGCUCAAACAGAACUACAACACUGGGGAGCUCUGGUGUUUCCUUCUUGUAGAGUAUUUGUUACUUUUUUUACAAAUCUUUAAAGAAAGACAAAAAUACAGACUUAUUAAUAUUCCCUGACUGACAGGUAUUGUAAGUGAGAGACAAUAACUUAUUUUAAGCAUAUCUGCCAGCAGAUCCGACAGAAGAGCACUUUUUGAUGAUCUCAGAGAGAAGGUUGUAUAUAUCUGAUUGUGUAUUUCUAUACAAACACAUGAUUCUCUUGACAGUAAGAUAGAGCUCCUCUUCCACACUUCUUUCCAUCAAUAUACUUCUCCUCCCAUAUUUCAGACAUUGAUGUGUUCUGGACUAGGCUCAUUGGUUUUCCUGUCAAUAUUCCGGGGUAGGAGGGAAUGUUUUCAGGAGUGGGUAGAUCGAGGAGGGGCUAUUGUAAAUCUGCCAUAUGUUUUGCCAAAUCAAACUUAGCAAUUUUCUCCCUCCUGCUCUUCAUUUCUCUCUUUGAUUGGACAUGGAGAGAAACACAAUCAAGCAUCCUAAAACUCCCACAUUGCUGUUUUUUUUUUUUUUUUCUACUUCACAAUUACAAUCAAAUUGUAAAAGGAAUUUGCCUGUUUUCUUUUCUGGGGGUUUUCGGGUUCACAUCAGAGCCCUUAUUUGGAGUCCUAUUUUAUUGUAUGUGUCAUCUGAGAGAUGAAAACACCAACAUCACCAACAGAGACAUUGAACAAAAAGGACUUGGCGCCAAAAAUACAACACAUACAGAGACAAACCUGUAGUGGAAGGUAUUGGAUCAGUUCUGAUACAAGGAGAACUAAAGGACUUAACAGAACUCCAUGUUGUGAGCAUACAUAAGACUGCUAAAGGCAUUGUACACAACAGGUAUUUUUUAGACUAGUCAUUAGUCUCUCUGUACAAUUCAAACAUUUAUAUAAAGGUCUUACAGUUGUAUGUUAGACCUUAGGAUCAUUGUCACACACACACAUCAUUGGUUUGUCACUUUUAUAACUUUUAUACGGUUCAGAUGUUCUCUUCUAUGUCUGUACAGAAUAAAGCUGCUAUUUUUUUCUUUUUCUUUUUUGGAUGUUAUAUAUAUAAAGAAAUCCUUCAGGUUGACUAUUUUAUGAUCUCCACUACAGUCCAUUUCUUAUGCUUCAUACUUCUAGCAAAAAAAAAUAUUUAAAAAAAAUGACCUUUCUCUCUUCUUUACCCCAGAACAGGUUGUCUGUAUCACAACAUAUUGUCCAUUGCCUUUUAUUUUUUUAUGAACAUGUUUUUCUUUGCAUUAUUUUUUGUAGAUUUCUAUAUAAUUAUCAUUAUUAUUAUUAUUAAUUAUUAUUAGUUCGAAUGGACACCGCAGCUCCGUGUGCGAGUGUGUAAGUUUGGCACCCUUUUUGUACCCGUUGUCUAGUACCUAGUUAUUGCCCCCUAGGUGCAACUUAAUCUCAGGUCGAAGUACAUGUUUUGCUUUCUCCAUACAUUCUCAUUACUGUCCUCUGCUUGUUUCACCUCUCUGUUGAGUCCAAUAGUGCCCUCUCCCCUCCCCUCCAGCCCCACACUGAAAUGUGCAGUACACCUGCCUCCCCCAGUGCCUCCUUUUGAAGUCAGGAUUAGUUGCACAGGAUCUUCUUUUUUCUACUGGAUCUGGUGUUUUAACCCAUUCUUUUUCCUGCCUCUCAAUUGAUAGGGCUAAUUGGGUUGUCUUGUUUGCCUUAAUGAUCCCAACCACUCGCCAUCCUCUCAAAUAAUGCUCAUCCAUAAUCAAAGUUCUCUUUUUGUGUCUUAGAUUUCAAGUGCAGCAUUACUGCUUAUUCUCCUUUAUCAUUCAUUUAAUUUGUGUUGUCAUACUCAUUCUCUUACGAUCAAAGUGAAAACAGUUUCUAUUGUUUGUCUCCUUAAACAUGGCGCCUGUACACCAAAUAAGGAUGGGUUAAAGUCCAGGGAAGUGGUCACAUUUCAAUGUCAUGAAUUGAAUAGGUCUUACUGGGGGUGUCAGUAUGAAAAGUGUUUUUGAAGGAUUUCUCCUCAUCUUUUGAAAAAGUUUCCAGCUUUGAAGUUAUUCUCUGUAGGAUUGUUAUUUAUUUUUUUAUUUUCCUUUUGUGAUAUCAGUUUAAAUCACUGUAUAAAUGCCCCUUCAUUCAUUAUAAAGUUUGAUUUUUGAUAUGUACUUUCUUUGGUGUCAUGGCUGGGGGACUUUUUCCCCCCUUCCCUUCAAGUAUAUAUCUACCUCACUCUUUUUAAGUGUGUAUGAAAAGAAAAGUACGUCUCACUUUUUCUCAUUACUCUGUAUAAGGUUAUAACAUUAUUAACAAAACACACCACACCCAAACCCGGUUGGUGUGGAGAUGGGAUGGCGCUAGGGUGGCUCUAAUUAUAUCUGGUCCCAUGCUUAAAAAGUUCUGUAUCAACUACAUGUCAAAUCAAAUUUUAUUUGUCCCGAAUACAACCUUACCGUGAAAAUGCUUACUUACAAGCCCUUAACCAAUAAUGCAGUUCAAAAAAUAUAGUUAAGAAAAUAAUUGCUAAAUUAACUCAAGUUUGAAAAAAUCGAAUCAAAAAGUAAUACAAGAAAAUGACAUAACAAUAAGGAGGAUAUAUACAGGAGGUACCGAGUCAAUGUGAGGGGGUACAGGUUAGUCGAGGUCAUUUGUAAAGUGACUAUGCAUAGAUAAUAAACAGCGAGUAGCAA